AUGGUUCGCAAUCUUGUCGUCAUCGGGGGCACUUCCCACCCACAGUUGACUGAAUCCAUCUGCGGUGUGCUGGGCAUCCCGCCGGCGGAGGUUCUGCUGUCCAAAUUCGCCGUGGGCGAAACCCGGGUGGAAAUCCAGGAGUCGGUCCGUGAAAAGGAUGUCUACAUCAUUCAGUCCGGCGGCGGUAAGGUCAACGACCACCUGCUGGAGCUCCUCAUCACCAUCUCCGCCUGUAAGACGGCGUCCGCCCGUCGAGUGACCGCCGUGCUCCCUCUCUUCCCUUAUUCUCGCCAAAGCGACAUCCCUUACGACAAGACCGGAGCUCCCCUCGUCAAGUCAUCCGUGGCGAACCGGCCCAACAAUGGUUACACUUUUGAGAGUACCCCUCCGACCCCGGGUCCGGGCAAGCCCGAGGGUCUUGGACUGAUGAACGGCAUCGACAACCUCCAAAAAAGCCUCGCCAAGGCCCAGAUCGAAGAUAGUAACGGCAGCCCCGUGAAAAAGCGCCCCAGUAACGGCCUUCCGCGCAGCGAUACCAACGAGUCGCUUAAGUCUAUAACUAACGGCGUCCCGGAAGACGCUGCGAGCACCGCAUCCAACUCCAAUUCUUCCAAGAUCAAUGCCUUCCAGCCCCGCCCCGGUUACAAGCAGUGGGUUGCGCAGGCAGGUACCCUGGUUGCCGACUUGCUUACUUGUGCUGGCGCGGAUCACAUCAUCACCAUGGAUUUGCACGACCCUCAGUACCAGGGUUACUUUGAUAUCCCUGUCGACAACCUCUACGGCCGUCCUCUUCUCAAAAGCUACAUCCAGCGCAACAUCCCCAACUACAAACAGGCUGUCAUCGUCAGUCCCGAUGCUGGUGGUGCGAAGCGCGCGACCGCAAUUGCCGACCAGAUGGGCAUGGAAUUUGCCCUCAUCCACAAGGUUCGUCUACAAAUCAAUUCGGAGUCGCUUGGAUAUGCGAAUAGAUCGAUUGAAACUUUUACGCAGGAGCGUCGCCCCACGAAGAUUACAGACCGUCAAAAUGCCACCAUGAUGUUGGUCGGCGAUGUUCGCGAUCGCAUAACUAUCCUCAUCGAUGACCUGGCGGAUACCUCAAACACAAUUACCCGCGCCGCCAAGCUUCUGAAGAAAGAGGGCGCUUCCCAGGUUUAUGCCUUGGUCACCCACGGUAUCCUCAGCGGCGACGCCAUCGAGCGUAUCAAUGCCAGCUCACUUGACAAGGUCGUGGUGACCAACAGUGUGGACCAGGGUGAUCACCUGCGUCGCUGCCCGAAGCUGGAGGUCCUGGAGGUCGGCCACGUUUUCGCUGAGGUGAGUCACAUGCGUCGAAUUGCCCUCCGCGCCCUGACUCCACUUGCUGACCGCUUCAACUAG
Penicillium argentinense is the source of this 1377-nucleotide messenger RNA. Its product is annotated as ribose phosphate diphosphokinase subunit PRS5. NCBI's taxonomy places the organism in Eukaryota, Fungi, Ascomycota, Eurotiomycetes, Eurotiales, Aspergillaceae. Gene Ontology annotation, molecular function: ribose phosphate diphosphokinase activity; magnesium ion binding. The record is from RefSeq and is a predicted model, not a curated record. The transcript has a single exon. The coding region runs from base 1 to 1377 and encodes 458 amino acids. Gene Ontology annotation, cellular component: cytoplasm; ribose phosphate diphosphokinase complex. Gene Ontology annotation, biological process: purine nucleotide biosynthetic process; 5-phosphoribose 1-diphosphate biosynthetic process.